Menidia menidia (Atlantic silverside) is the source of this 183-nucleotide messenger RNA. Lineage: Eukaryota; Metazoa; Chordata; Actinopteri; Atheriniformes; Atherinopsidae. The record is from the annotation of a GenBank genome assembly.
GUGCUGCUGUGUAACCCCGUGUGUGUUCUGGGCUACACCGUGGCCAGUUGGCGGUUUUUCCGGGAGCGGAUCGAGGAGGAGGAGCUGUCUCUGGUCCACUUCUUCGCCGAGGACUACGUGGAGUACAAGAGGAGGGUCCCCACCGGCCUGCCCUUCAUCUCCGGGAUCCGGAACCGGUUUUAG